This is a messenger RNA of Culex pipiens pallens (northern house mosquito), 17672 nucleotides long. RefSeq names its product alpha-catulin (gene alpha-Catr). Gene Ontology annotation, biological process: Rho protein signal transduction; cell adhesion. NCBI's taxonomy places the organism in Eukaryota, Metazoa, Arthropoda, Insecta, Diptera, Culicidae. The record is from RefSeq and is a predicted model, not a curated record. Bases 362 to 3256 code for a protein of 964 amino acids. The transcript has 14 exons. Gene Ontology annotation, molecular function: cadherin binding; actin filament binding.
CUUCCGGGAGUGGGGCAGCUGCGAAACCCUUAAGGGUGGGCCAACACGGCAGAGGGUGGCCUCGGGAACGCCGAGUUCCGGAUUUGAGCUUAAGGAGGAGUGAUUCCGGGACGGUUUCGAAGUAGUUACGGUACGGAUUUGAUCGGAAAGUGGCUCGGAUUUGGGGACUCGCGGGAGGUCCGGGGAAUCGGGCGGUCGGUACGACCUUCGGGAAGGUGUGUCCGGUGAUUCCAAGUUGGAACCAGCCAAAUUAGCAGUGGAGGGGAAGGUUGGUGGGCCAAUCGUGAGUGAGAAGGAGGGGAAAGGAAAAAAAAAGUAGUGAAAUUUCUCAGAGGAAAUACAAAAAAAGGCAGCAGCAUAAAUGAGCAGCACGACGUGCUUCAAGUGUGACAGCAUGAACGACGCUGACGAAAUCAUAACGCGCGGGGUCAGCGUCGGCGAGAGUCCCACCAAGAGUGACAUCCGGAACGGGGGGCACCACCCGGAGGACGGGGUCAGCAUCCGGCGGCGCAGCACCAGCAACAGCUCGGUCAACAGGAGAACCGCCGGCCACGGCAGCCGGGAACCGUCUGCCAACUCCAACUCCGCACCGGCCAACCACCACAACUCCCACAACUCGGCCGAGCGGUCCCACGCGAAAGUUUGCGUCGGCACGAGGUGUAAUAUUUCCAACCUGGUCCAGCACCGGUCCGAGGCGCACCAGCACACGUCGGAGCGGACGCUGCGGGCCAUCGGGCGGGUCGGGCAGGCGGUGAACCUGGCCGUGGAGCGGUUCGUGACGGUGGGCGAGACAAUCGCAGAUGACAAUCCAGAAAUCAAGCAGGACAUGUACGAUGCCUGCAAGGAGGCACGAGCAGCUGGCUCAUCGAUAGAGCGUUUAUGUGAUAUUGCGGCAACGGAUCCGGUGGUCGGGUACGCGCCCCGGCCCAAUCCGAUUGACGACAGGGGACCGAUGAUACGGGCCGCCCGGACCCUGCUGAGCUCGGUGACGCGGGUGCUCCUGCUGGCCGAUAUCGUGGUCGUUAAACAGUUAUUAUUAGCCAAAGACAGGGUAGCUAGAACUUUAGGUAGAUUAGAAUCAGUGGCCAAUUUUACAGAAUUCGUGAAAGCCUUCUCAGUAUUCGGCGCUGAGAUGGUGGAGUUAGCGCAUGUGACAGGAAAUCGACAAAAUGAUCUGAAAGAUGAACGACGAAGGGCGCAGAUGUCGUCCGCCCGCCAAGUUCUGGAACGUUCCACGAUGAUGCUGCUGACGUCGUCCAAGACGUGCAUGCGGCACCCGGAGUGUGCCCACUCCAAAGAGAACCGGGACACCGUCUUCUGCCAGAUGCGGCGCGCGAUGGACCUCAUCCACUACGUCGUCAAGGACGGCAUCCUCGAGACGGCCUCCGAGCGGAACGCCCUGCGACAGGUCCCCGAGUGGGACUCGGAGCGGGCGACGGCCUUCACCUGCCUGCGGCACUUUUCGCGCCUCAUCGAGAUGUCCCGGCCGGAGUACGUGGAGGCACGGCGCAGUAAACAGCAAGGUGGGGGCGGCGGAGGUAACGGUGGCCCCGGUGUGGGGCCCUCGAGCGGGGUAGGACCACCCGGCGGCGUGGGGAAGGACACGUGCAUCUCACCGACCGGGCUCCGCGACAAGGAAACGGACAUCGAGUACGACCGAGCGCGGCGCGAGCUGACGAGGCGGAACAGCGAACGCGACCGGGACCGAAAUUCCAUUGGCCAUUCCAGAGAGUAUAGUACUAGGGAACGGGAGUUCCCCAAAUAUGACAAUAAAGCUGAUUUAGGGAUCUCAAUAUUCUCGUCGGACACCCGGGAGCAGCUGUUGGCGGCGCUGGACAAGGUGUGCGAGAAGACUCAGGACUUUACGGACUCGGCGUACACGAGCCACGACCACCGGGAGAACAUCCUGCUGCUGUGCGACCGGGCCAAGCUGGAGCUGAACCAGCUGAUGCGGAUCGCGGUCAGCAUGGAGCAGUAUCCGAACGCGUCGUACGACGUGGAGGGUGCGAUCGAGGCAGUACUGACGGCGGCCCACGACCUCACGACGCAGCUCACGAUGUCGGCCCAGGAGCAGUCAGCGGAGCUGACCCACAUCAUCAAGUCCGGCAUCGACAUUGCCAACUCGCUCAGGAACAUUGCCUUAAACCAGGAGAUCGAUCGAUUGCAGGAGUGUGCCGACCGGUUUCACGAGCACAUCGAUCACGUGCUGGAGGUUUGCAAGCUGCUGCGGCAGAUCGCGCUGACGGAGACGCUCCAGGUGCAGGCCAAGUUCACCGAGAUCAACGUCCGGAUCUACGGGCCGCAGGUCAUCACGGCGGCCCGCGCCCUCACGUCCCACCCGCAGAGCAAGAUCGCCAAGGAGAACCUGGAGGUGUUUGUCGACAUGUGGCAGUGGCUGUCGACGGACGUCACCACCAUCACCAAGGAGGUCAUCGACCUGGCCCAGGCGACGACGAAGGCCGACAAAACCACCGAGUAUCUAAGUCUUCCGAGACCGGGGAAACAUGGAACCACAUCGAAACCCCUGAAGCCAACGCGCCUCGACUCGGAGGAGCAGGAAAAGAUUGCCAAAACCGGACUCGAGAUGAAGAUGGUGACGAACGAGAUGGACGCCGAGACGGACAAGUGGAACGGGGCGUCCGAGGAGAACAACGACAUCGUCAAAAGGGCGAAAAACAUGUCCGCGAUGGCGUUCUCGAUGUACCAGUUCACCAAGGGCGAGGGCACCCUCCGCACCACCCAGGACCUGUUCACCCAGGCGGAGUACUUUGCCGAGGAGGCGAACCGCCUGUACAAAGUGGUCCGGCAGUUCUCGUACCAGGUGCCGGCCGGUGCCCCCAAGAAGGAACUUCUCGAGCAUCUGGACAAAGUGCCAACGUACGUGCAGACGCUGCAGUUCACCGUGAAGGAUCCGACCGUCGGGAAGGCGGCCACUUUCGUCAAGGUGGACCACGUCAUCAACGAAACCAAGAACCUGAUGAAUGUGAUAUCGAAGGUGGUGUCCACGUGCUUCGAGUGUGCGAGCAAGAUCUUCGAACUCACGGGGAUGCCCUUCGACAACCGGCUGAUCAGCGUCCCCACCGUGGUGAGCCCCCUCGAGCCCACGCUGAGCAGAAAGUCGUCCAAAGAUAAGUAUAAGCUAGACUUUAGCGGGCUGGCAGGACGAGCGGCCAGCGGCGGAGCACGGGACGAGGACGGAAGUUCGGGCCUGCAGGAGGGCAAGGGCACCACGAGUAGCACCGAGGCGAGCAUGUGACAGUACGGGAUGGCCCGCCGGGGCGUUAAAGGUGACGCCCGGCGGACCAGAGUGUCCUUCCUCCUAUUUUAGAAUAAGCAUUAAACAUUGCAUAUGACCGUAUUUAUCGAAUUUAUAUUCCAAGUUGUGUAUGUUUGAUGAUUCUCGUGUAGCGCCAGAAAUUAAACAAGAAAACUAAGAAAAAAUACAAAAGAACCAGAACCAAAACAACAACAACUAUUUGUAAAAGAAGAAGACCCCGAAGACAAAACCAGAACAAACCAAGUUCGAGUCUCUUUCAGAAACGAUACCAACAACCUUCUCUCCCACCCAUGGAGCAGAAUGACAACAACAACAACAACAAAACCAGUACAAUUCUAGAGCGACCAUCAAACCAACCGCAUACACAAAAGCCACAUACAAGACACACACACAUGAAGCAGUACCAAGUUCCACAUUACGGAGAAAACGUGUUUGUUAAACUAUGUGUAAUAUGAAAUCAUAAAUAUUGAAAUAUGAAUGUUUAGUGAUCCCGGAGAAAACAACAAAAAAAAAACAACCCUUGUAUCCCCCCAGAACCCCCAGCCCUUAAAAAAAGAACAAACUUAAAAUUUUGAGGAGAACCCCUGCGCUAGAAAAACAAAAAAAACGGCAUCUAAAAUUUCCGUCUCUCCUUCGAUAGGCACUCUAGACAAACAAACAAGCGUAAACAAAAGAAAAUUCUGCUUCACUCACACUAACACGCGCUUUCUCUCUCUCUCUUUCUCUCUCUUUGAAAAUCUCCUAGCAUGCUUUCUCUUUGACACUACACGCAGACACACAAGCAAACAAAGGCCUACUUAAAACUCUAGCUAAAAUUACAACAGCAGUAACAGUCGUAGAAAUAGGCACUCUUUUCUCGAACACACCCACGCGUACACACAAACACUUUCACACACUGACACACACACGCAAAACGAACAAACAAACAAUAACACUAUUUGCAAUCGCUCUAAAACUUACUACUUUUUCAGCCUGCUCUUCUUCACGCACGCACGCACACAAGCAUGCAACAUCAACGCAAAGCUCUCUCACUUUGAUCUGAGAGAACUGUGGUACCGCUACACAGAGACAAAGCUGUUUGUGUUGACGGUAUAAAAAAUGUUUUUUUUUUAAUAUCAAUUGAACGAUGAUGAAUAUCAAAAAAUAUCACUUGAAAAAGGGAAAGUAAAAUCACAUAAAAAUAUUGGAAAAAAAUUAAACAUUUAAUCUUAAAAAGACUUAAGAAAAAAUACUUAAAGACAUGAAUAUUCUAAGAGCGAAAAUCGGAGUUGACAUCAUUUCAAAAUAAGACCAAUCAAAAAAAAAAAAUACAAAAAAUAAAACACAUGCUCAAUUUCAAGGAAAGAAUCAACUUUGCGAUCUACAAAAAUACGUGCUCUUUGAAAUUUUAUGUAAAAAAAUUGUAAUGUUGUAUAAUGCAUUUCAUGGAAAAAAAACAUGAAAAAGUUCAAAAAAGGAAAGCAUUUAAAUAUUAUUUUCUGAGAAGAAUAUAUUAUCAUUUCAUUUUAAUUUUGAUUUUGGUUUUUAAAAAAACUGGAAACUUGAACUAAAUAUUUUUUAAUUUAUAUAAAAAAACAUUGAAAAUUUUUUAAUAAAUUUAAGAAACACAUAAAAACACUAUUAAAUUUGAUUUUUUUUAAGUUUUUUUCAGUAUAUUUAAAAUAAUUUUGUAAUCUUUGAAAAUUUACACGCAAAAUCGGAAAAAUAAAAACUUUCACAAACUUGAUGAGAUUCAAAUCAAAUUAUGUUUGCAUUAAUAAAAAAAAAUCAAAAUUUACAUUGAUUUUCGCUAAGGAAGGGAAUGGCAAGGCUGUUGCAAAUAUUUUUCAAAGUUUUUGUCAGCAAAAUCAGAGAGAAAAAUUAAAAAAAAAACUUCAAAAUGUCUAUGUAAUUUUAUGUGCAAUCAGCUGAAACAAUUUAUUAUGCGUUCCCCUGCGUUUAUUAUAAUUUUUGUUGAAUGUUUGAUUCAAUUUAAAAAAUGAAUUUUAGUGAAUUUUCAAUGUACAGUGCUGCAUAAAGUUUUUUUUCCGCAAAAAAAAACUACUUUUUUAUCAGAACUAUUUUUUUUUGUAAGCCAAUGAUUGCAAACCGACUGUACUGCUUUAUUGUACUUUUUCCAUUCCUUUUUACAUUGAAAUGUUGAAAUUCUGGCUUGAUGUUUCAAUAUUCAUAUUUUUUUAAUAAUCCCCCACUCCCUUGACUAAAUUUUUGAAAAAUAUUUACAUCGGCCUAAAGCAAAAAUACACAUUUCUUUAAUUGUUUAAAAAAAAACAAAAUAAAUAUUUCAUAAAUAUUUUGAAUCAAAAUUAAAAAUCAAAUUGUGUUGCAACUUUGGUGAAAUUCAAUUUUAUUUUAGCAAAUGGAAACGUUUUUCAGAUUAUAUAAAAUAAAAUAAAAUUAACACAAAAAAACAAAAAUGGUCAUUAUUUAUUCAAAAUAUUUAAAAUAAUAUAAGAACCAAAAAUUGCAUAAAAAUUUAAACAAAAAAAUUGGAAAAAAAGAAAAUUAAAAGGCAAAGAUUCAUUAAAAUCAAAAUUUGAACCUGAGAAAAAAUAUGAAAAUUUCAAUUUGAAUGAAACAGCAAGCUUACACAAAAACAAAAUGAAAUAUUAAUUGAAUGUUUAAAAGAAAGCUUAGUGGAAUUUUGGAUAAAUAAUUACAGAAAAAAAUAAUAAUGAUGGUGAAAUUCGAAUAAAAUACCAAACACAUUAAUUUAAAAUUCUACAUAAAACUAUUAACAAAAAAACAAAUGAAAAGAUAAGAAGAUAUCUUAUGAAUAAUUUUGCAAAUUUGAUGAAAAACGUUAUCAGAUUUAAAAACUUUUUUUUGUUUUAAAUGUCUCACGACUUUAAAAACCUAAAACUUGACAAAAAUUCAUGAUUUUUUUUAGUAAUAUAAUAACCAAUUUAAUGAGAAAUAAAAAUCAAUUGUUUAAAUAUUAUUUUAAAGAAAUUCAAAAUUUUAAUUGAAAAAUUCACUGUCAAUCAAGGUUUUUAAUUUCAAAAUUAAAACUAAAAAAUUUAAAAAAUACAUUUCAAAUUAUAAUAAAUAAAUUAUAAAUAUAAAUUAUUAUAAAUAAAUCGGAAAACCAUAUAACGAUUAGACUUUAUUAUUAACCUAACAAUAUGGGAAAUAUAUUUACAAAAAAAAAAACCAAAUGAAAGGGACAUUUUUUAAACAGAAAGAAAAUAGGUUUUUUUUCCAUAAACUUAUUAAAUUCAAUGUUUGUUGUUAUUUAAAAAAAUGAAACGGUAAAACAAUGUUAAAAUAAAUUAAAUUAUCCUGAUAAUUCAUUAAGACUAUGAAUUUAAUUAAUACUAGAAUGAUAUUGAUCAGAAAUUAAACAUUGUUAUUAUACAGAAAACGGAAUUUCUAUCUUAACAAUAACCAGCAUUUGAACAAGAAACAAUUCAGUUCAGAAAAAAUACGAAACACUUCUAGUAAAUUUUAAUCAUAUUCAGACAACAAUGUUGAAAUUGUAAUAAGAAAUGAUUUGCUUUAGUAUUUAAUUUUAUUUAAAAGAACUUCCUAAUUUCUGAUAGAAAAUUACUCCUCAUAAAUGUUUUAAUACUUUUAUUCUUGCCACACUUCUUUUUCAAUUAAAUUUGACAAUAUUUUUUAGGGAUGGGGAUUUUUAAUUUUUUGAGGAUUUUGUACUUAAUUUCUUAAACAAAAUCAAUUAAUCGCUAUUCUUUCAGUCAACACCAACCGCCUUGUCUGUAGCCGGUACCACAUGAAGAGACAUCUACUUGUCGUCAACACUUCCAUUUUUUCGCCGGGAGAUCCACCCCCACCACGUGCCACGCCAGCUCAGCGCCAUUCCACCUUCUGACCCCCUUUCCGCUGUGGAUGAUCCUUUUCCUCUUUAGCUAGCUUAAAAUUGUUAAAAAAGAAUCCUCAAAUGCUUGGAACGAGGCAAAAUCAGUCUUUUCUGUUUUUGUCACAUUCCAAGUCAAUACUCUUAAAAAAAACUCUUGCACUAAUGCACUAUGCACAGAAAAAAUGCCCGCCCUUAAAAUAAAUACUUCGCCAACUUUCUCGUUGCAUCUCCUCAAAAAUUCCCCCUCCAAUUUCCAAAUCCCGAUCCAACAUCCCUAACCCCAAAAAAAACUCUCUUCCAACAUCCACAGCGGACGCUUUGAUGAGGGGUUCGAGGGCGUUGGUCAACUUCCCCUUAACAUUAAGGGGAAAUUUCCCACCGAAAGCCUCCUCGAACGCAUCAAAGUUGAACAAAGACAAAUAAAAACUCUCUUUUAAGCUAACAAUCGUGGUGGCUCCCAAUUUUCGAAACAAAAACAAAAGUAACUCUAACCAACUUUACGAAAAAACUCCAACUCUUAUGGGCAGAGAAAAUGAAGCGACUUGUGCAGGAUUUGAACCCGGGACGUCGAGCGUGCGUAAAGCACGCACGCCUCAAGCAAUCGAAGAAGGACUCUUUAAACCGAAUAAAAAAAAAUCUGUAAAAAGUAAUCUUAAAAAAUCCUUUAAUUUCUGGUUAGUUUUUGAAGGAAUCCUCUCACAAGCUCUCCCGUUUCUGUGUCUAAAUUGAUGUGUACCUGUACCCCCGUAGGAUUUGUUCUAGUUUAGUUUUAGUCUCUCGAAUGUCAAAAAAACCAAAAAUCCAAUCAACUGAAAAGGAAAUAUAUCAACUAACUUUAACAAAAAAAAAAUACUCGAAUUAGUUGCCCCGUCUUAAGUUUAAGUAGUUGUUUCGGUUCUAGUUUAAGUCUAUUAUGGAGAAGGGAGAAAAGAAGAAACAUACGUUAGAUUCCAUUUAAAGUAAACAUGAUAAUAUAUACUGAGAAGAUGAAAAAUCAGCAAAAAAAGGUUAGUAACUUAACCUAAGUUGAAGUAGCGUGUAAGAAUGAGUAGUUGGAGGACGAAUCAAUCAAUCGGCAUCGAAUUUUUUGUGUCGGUUAGCGUUAAGAAGGAGCAUGGUGAAGAUGUGAGGAAAAAAUAAAGUUUCGGUUUUUAAGGUUAUAGUUGUACAAUUUUUCUAGCGAUAUUCGAGCAAAGUUACGAGGAAAAAAAAUUAGAAUUAAUCGUUGAUUUACUUUUGUAUUCCGCGGGAAUGUGAGCAACUACUCAGUUGAACGUUAUUUCGAGCAAGUUGGAGAAAAAUAUGAGAUUAAAGAAGAAAUAAAAUGACAACUGUUGAGCAAAACUAAAACGAUGAUGAUAAAUGAGAAACUUUAUUUUCCUUUCAAUUGAAAUUAGCUUUAAAAAACUGGAAGCCUCUAGUUGACUUCGUGUGUGUUUUCGGAUCUCUGUCGUAAAUCCUGAUAAAAGGGUAGAUUUGCUGGGUAGAAAAAAGGACAGUUGAACCUUUAGUUUCAAAACAAAGUCAUUAUUCUAAUUUUAAUUUAACUAACUGAGUAUACUUUUGGAUUCGACCUUCACCGAUUUGGACCACACUUAGAGGGAACUUUCAUCUAGCCAACUGAAAUGCCAAGUUUGGUGAUGAUUGGAUUAUCCUUGCCUUUGACGAUUUUCUAGCAAACUUUUUUUUUCUUUUGCUUGUUACUUUACAUCACUUUUUCAAACAUUUUUUUUUGGUUGCAUUUUAUGAUUAUUGUCUAAGGAAUUCGAUAAAAAUAAAAAAAAACCCUCAAAUGCCACCUUAUAUUUUUUUUUCAUUUUUACUAUUUUUCUAUUAUAUCACCACGUGUUUCCUGGACAAUUUUACAUACAAAUCGUUGAAAUCUUCAUAAGAACCAAACCGAGAAACAGGCCUCCAAACACAAGAUCCUCUGUAAUUGCUCUUAGCUUUAAGUAAAAUGUAAUUAAAAAAGCUGACUCGGUCCUAACCAGGUCCCAAUACCGAAAAGGACCUGAUAAAAAUAAUUUUAUUAAAAAAAAAACAGUGCUCCAAAGAUUAACAAAAUUGGUUUCCUGUUCAAAACUAAGCACGUGGUCUACGCUGGCAUUCCUAGCCUACUUCCAGGGGUUAGCAAUUCAAUGCACUGUGCUAACCCAGGAAGGUGCUGUGUCCUAUUCCUCGUUUAGACCAGACCAAAAUCCAUGAUAAAGCUGUCAGACCAAAUCUGUCAGACCAAGACUGUCAGAUCAAAGAGCAAAAAGUAAACAAUCUUGGUCUUCGACGUAGGUGCACACAAAUCAAGAAAAUAAAAUUUGAAAAAGAAUUUUAUUUUUCCAAUUCAAUGACUGGUUUUGUACUGUAAAAUUUAAUGUACGCCAGAAAAUGAUUAAACAGUGCGGCGUCCUGUACAUCGACAAUGAAAUAAAGCAGUUAAAAGCCUUAUUCUUCCACAUUAAUUUUUGAUCGCGUUUUCGGUUUCCACCUGAACAAUCUUGAAAUUAUUUAUACGGAUUUGUGAUUCCUCUCUUUCCAUCAUUCCCUUGUGCUAACCCCAACAAAAAUAAAAAACAAUAAAUUCUGACCUACUGCGACCGGUUCCAGGUGCCCCGAGGAAAGAUUUAUGUUUAAUGGAUUUUUUUUUAAAAUUAUUUUAAAAUUUUGAAUAACUUUUUUUGGUGAAACUUGUAUUUUAAGAUAAAUAAGAAAUGAUAAUUGAAUAAGCUGCAACAGGCCAGUUAUAUUUAAUGCCCCAAUCAGGUGUUAAUCAUGAGUAUAAAUGUUCAUUUUGUAAAAUAUAUUUUCAAAAUUUGCAAUAUGUGAUCAAACCACGCAAAAAUACUUUAUUACAUUUCACGAUACCAGAGUUUUUAGUGGAAAAUACGCAUAUGUUUUCACUACAUAACUUUUAAGGGUAAAACUAACCAAUUAACAAUAUUUUUCUAAUUCACGCAAACUUUUGCAAAGAGUUUUUUAAUGUAAAUAACUAAAAUUUUCUCAAAAAAACCUUUUUAAAUACUUUUUUCUAAUUUAUCAUUUGUGUAUCAAACGACACUAGUUCUUGUAUAGAACUAUGGUAAAUGUUUAACAAAAUACUGUAUUUUCUGAACAUAUUCAAAUUUUUUAUAAUUUGCGAUACGUGAAUCAAACGACUUAGAAUAUUCUAUAACAUUUUGUGGUAUUAGACUUUAUAGCAAAAAAUAAACAAAUUUACUCAUAAAUGCCUUGUGUUUUGUUUUUUUUUAACUUUUUAUAAUUUGCAACAUUUUCACUGCAUAAGUUUUAAAUAUAAAAUAUAUUUUUUUAAGCUAAAUCCCGUAUUUUUAUUUCAAAACAUUCAAAUAUUUCCAGUGUGCAAUAUAUUUACCAAAUAACGCAAAGUUUAGCAAGUAUUUUCAUAACAUAAGAGUUUUUUAAGUGAAAUACUAAAAUUAUCACAAACCCCUUACAAGAUUUUUUUUUUCUAAUUCAACAUAUGAGUAUCAAAAGAGUUCUUGUAUAAAAGUUCAGUAAAUAAUAGUUUUUAGUGUAAAAUACCAAAUUUUUAACAAAAUACUGUAAGUUUUGUAAUUAUUCAAAUAUUAAUAAAAUGUACAUCAUUUUGCCAUAUUAGAAAUCAGAGAAAUUUUUUUUUUCACAGAAUCCCUUGUUUGAAAACACAUUUUUUUAUUUGCAACAUGAAAUCAAACGAUUUAAGAAUUGUAUGUAGGUAUUUGAACCCCCGUUUUGGCAGGAUUUGGCCAUGGCCAUAGUAUGUAAAAAUUGUUCAGAUUUCUACUACAUAAGAUUUUGAAAUUUGAAAUACUAAAAUUUUACCAUAUUCUCAUAUUAUUAAAAAAAAAUUUCUAUAUUGCAAUAAGUUUAUCGAAAACACAAAUUUGGAAUGAUUUUCACUGUAUUAGAGUUUUUAGUGUAAAAUAAUCCGAUUUUCAACAAAUUCCCGUAUUUUUUGAAAAUGCGUUUUGGUAAUUUGCAUUAUCACUGCAUCAAACUUUUAGUUUCAAAUACAAAAUUAUCACCGUAUUUUUGAGAUAAAUCAGUUGUUUUUAUACUGAAAUCAUUGAAUAAAUGCAUAUGCUCGUCAAUAUAGCCUAUUCUUUUUGCAUAAAUACUAUGGAAAAAGUUAGAUUUUGUUUUUGUUUUAAAACAAUCAGCAGUAUUAUUGUUAAUUAUUUUUUAAAACAAAAUAAAUUGAAUUUUUUAUUUAAAUUUAUAAUGGAAAAAAAUGCCUGAAAAGUCUCAAAUACUAAACAAAACUUAGGUAUGCAAUGAAGGCAACGAACAAUGAUGUUUUAAAAUUUGUUUCAUGUUUUCCCAAUGUUUUGCAUGCAAUUGCUUAGCUGUUUGUUUAUUUUAAUCCAGCGGUAAAUGGAAAUUAAAAAGUUGCAUUAAAAAUAUAAACAAGCAGAUAUGCUAGAUCUAGAUUUCCCAGGAUGGUUUUCUCAGCAUAAUAUAAUAUAUUGGUUUAUGAUCAGUUAAACUUUAUUAUCGAAUUCAAUUAUUUUUAAUUCACACUUUACUGAAAUUAGUAAAUUUAUUUUGAAAAGUCAUCAUUUAAAACAAAAGAACCUUUCAACAAAAACUAUAAACCAUCUUUAGUAAACCAAGUUUUUUUUUUAAUUUGUGUUUUAUAAAUAACCAUUCAUAAUUUUUUUUAUUUCAAUGAAUAAAUCAACUAAUUAAUUAAAGUUCAAGUAUUAAAAAAUAUAUAUAUCUCGUAAAGUCAUGACUACACCAACUAAGCCAUGGCUGGAAAAUGUAAUUUUAAAUUUAUAAUGUUUUGAAUCAGGACAGAAUUUUAAUUUCAACUGAGAAAUAUCUCAACUACAAAUAAUAAAUUGACAAAAGACUUGAGCAUAAAUCGAAAAAAAAGAGUUAUUCGUUAAAAACUGAAAAAAUCACUAUUUUCUACUCAGCAAUCUGCCCAAGUUCCCAUUUUCAAACGUCUCUCCCCGAAUUCAAUAAUCUCAAUGUUUAGACGUAUUUCUUUCGCAAAUCUCUUCUCGAAACCGGAAAUGGUGUUCCUUCGGCAAACACACACACAUUCAUUCCACAGUGUUAUGGGAAGAAGUACACACAAGGUAACGUUAAUAAAGUAACCACGAGAACAAACAAAAUCAAGUGUUGUGAACUUAUAAUAAAAAGAAAAUUGUGAAAAAAAUGUACUUUUUUACAUAAACAGUAAAGAAACAUACUUAACAGAGAUUGAGAAGAAGAAGUGAAUCAGAAAAGCAGACCAGACAAGGAUAGCGUUAGAUGAAAAGAAACAGAGCUCUAGCAUCAGAACCAGAUUUUUCCUAUAGAAUUUAUCUCGUGAGAAUUAUGAUAUAAAAAAUAAAUCAACUUACAUUUAAAGCUACAUCCAAGCUAAUAAGAGUAACUAUAAUGAGAGAACAAACAACAAAAAAUCCAAAGUAAACCAAAACAGCAAAAACAAAAAUGUGAAAGAACAAUGUGAGACCGUAGUUUAUAGAGGUGGAGCCUAAAACUGAGCAGCAAACAAAGAAGUCGCGAGAGAGUGUUUCUGUCGUCGUCGUCGUUUGGUGUGUGCGUUAGGUAGAAUAGAGAAGGACCGGAAGAUAAACACUCACUAACUCACGCAAACAAAUCAUACAAACAAAAAACCGCAACCCAAUACAAUAAUACAAUCGCUGCACACACUUAUUUACCUUCCCCCUUGAAAAUCGAGAGCUAUAAAAAUGAAAAAGUUUAAAUAAGAAGGUGAAAAAAGUAUUUAUGAAUAUAUUUUCCAAAGAAGUAUGAGUUAAAACAUUUCUCGCACUACCAAUAAAAAAAAAGCUAAAUUUAUCAUGAUAGGGUCGGCGAACGGAAUAAAUUUAAAACGAAACAUGAUACCCACCAAAAUGCAAGAAUAAAUGAAGAAAAUUUUGUUAGUUGGACGAGAAAAGUUUAAAAUAAAUUAAUGGUACAGGUAGAUAAAAAGAGCAAAUCGUUGAGACUAUUAGAUGUGGAUGUGCUAUUUAGCGUUUAUUAUACCGAAGAAGAAGAAAAAAGAAAGUAAAAAGUUGAAGUAAAGAAAACCCAAAUAUAAUAAGCAGACGCAAAUAAAGCCAGCAAAAGUAGCUGAAUAGAGUGAAACAAAGGCGAUGUUCAACAUGGUAUAUGACUUUCAUAAAGUUUGAAUGUAACGAAGAUAUAUUUUUUAUCACUAAAGUAAAGAUCAAGGUAGUAGUGAAGUGGGGAGAAGGUAAGGAAUGAGGAGCCAGCAUCAGGCGCGAUUUAUCAGAGUUGUUCAAAUGUGUUUGCUUUAGGUUGGAAACGAAGAACACAUUAUUGGCUAAUGGCUUUAAACAUUAGGAUACUUUUGGUGAAGUUGAUCGAGAUAGUACAUGAAGCAAGGAGCGUGAAAAUUGAUUUGACGUUUAGUGAACGUCGAUUUUAUUCAAUUUCAAUUUAAGACUGUUUGCUGAACUUGUCGUUGAAGCUUGUUUCACGUGAAAUAGAUUUUGUUUGUUUUUUUUUAAGGUUGUUAUCUUUUUUAAAUGAUUUUUGGUAGUUUUAUUGGUAUUUUAUGCAAUAUUUUUUACAAGGUUUUUUUUAGAAUCAUUUGUGAACAAAUAAUCAUUGGAAUUUUCGAAUUUUUAAUACAUAUUGGAAGCAAAAGACAUUUUAUUGGGGUCAAUAAUCAAAGUAUAAUUAAUGCAAUAAAAAUGAAAAAAGGGUUAUUACAAUAAUAAGCAAAAACUAGAUGCUGAAAUAAAAAAAAAACGUGCAAUCCAAAAAUUAAAAAAAGACUUUUGACAAAAAAAAAUGAUUUUUUAUUUAAUAAGCAAGAUGUUGGAAGGAUUUUAAAUGAUUGAUGCAACUGAUUGCUUAACUUUUUUUUAGAAAUAGAGGUUAUGCAUCUAACAAGCUUUCAAAGAAUUAAUAAUAAAUGAAUAAGAAUAAUAACAAGAAACAACUUUUAGAGAGCAAACCCUUAAUUGACUUUUCACAGUUUUACUAUAACAAUUUUGAAACAAAAGGUAUCGUAACCUUACUCUUAUUUUCUUUAAUCGGUAAUCUUUAUUUAAAUAUAAAAAAACGAUGAUAUUUACUCGAAUUGCGUUUAUUUUAAUAUUUUUUAAUUAAAUUUUUGGGGUACAUUCUAUAUAAAAAUCCAAUUUGAAGGGCUACUAAAUUUAAAAAUUAAUCGUUUCAGGCUUUUUUUUUCAUGGAGUUUGGUUUUGUAUAGACCAAAAUAAUUGAUUAAAAACUAGAAUGUUUUAUUAAUUAAAUCUUUGGAUUUUUUUAAUUUUAUAUUUGUCAGACAUUUGAGUGAUUUUCAUCUUCAAAUUGAAAGUUAAUUUUACCAAAAUAUCUCAUCUUAUAUUUUAUUGAAAUUCUGUGAGCAAAACCCAGUUAAAAAAAGUUAAAAUUUUAAAUUUUGCUAAGAGUCACAAAAAUAAAUGUUUAAUUUAUCUUUCGAGAUGAUACAAAUUACUCCAUAAAAAAGUAUCUAAAUUACACCAUUUUAUGAAAUCAAUUAUGUUCAUUCAAAAUAAAAUUAGCUUUUUGUUUUUUACAAGGAGAUAUCACAUUUUUAUGUGUUUUCAUUAAAAAAAAACCUCUGUUUCACAAAAAUUGUUCUGUUGAAUCAACUUUCACACUCGUUGUCUCUUGACCCUGAAUCAAUUUCUCAAAACAGAAAAUAACUUAUCAAAACAACCCACUACGCAACAUAAAUGCUGAAAACAUUACGAUUAAGUUCAAAAAUCCUCUCUUUGCAAUCCCCAAAUUCUACAUUACAUCUAAAUAUCAGAAUGCAAUAAUGAAAAGAUCAAAUUCUUGGAAAAACGACUAUCACUCACUUGUAGUUUAAAACAGUUGCAUCAUAUUAAAUAUCUAGAGAUGAUUCUAUUUUCCCAACGACUAAAGCUAGUUGAGUUUGUUUAAAAUCUAAAAUUAUAGUAAAAACUAUAUUUACAGCAUCUACAUCAAACAAGAAAAGUAACGACAGAAAGUGACAGCUAGAGAAACGGAUCCAAAUAUUUACUCUAGUCUGAAAAAAAGUCCUCGUCUUCCUUCCAGCAGCAAAAAUGUAUUCAAUAAUCCAGAUCAAUCAUUGGAAAAUUGAAAUUUGACCAUAAAAUUGGGUUAUCAAAUUGAAUAAACUGUUGGAGGGUAGAACAACAAUUUCUGGUUUUAAUUUAAAUGCAACUCAAGAGUUUAUUUUCCAUUCCUACAACAAAACUGAAGAUAAAAAAAACAGCAAAAUCGUAGCGACCGAAACACACAGAGAAAUGCUAGUGACAGCUCCUAGCAUAGCGAAAACAAUACAAUAAAUAGUUCGUAGAGAGUUUUUUCCUCUUCCUGUUCCUUCUUUCUGAAGCAAAAAUAAAUGUGUGACAACACACAAAAACCAAAUGACAGCUAAUUGCAGUUUACAGGAAAACAAAACAAAACAAAAAAACUAGAACCAAAUCCAAACAGUGAAAACAUAGAAACUUUAAACAAAGCAAAAAAAAGAAGACAAGAAAAUUAUUCACACUCACAUACUAUUUUAGAGUAGUCUUGUUGGCCGAGGAGACCCGUGUGUAACGACUAAGUAUUAGGCAUAUUUUUGUAACAUCGAUUCGCCAAUUUUUAUAAAUUUAAUAUACGUUUGAAGUAAAACAAAAUUUAUCGAAAAGAAACAAAAAAUGCUGAAGCAAAAUGCGCGCCCCCUCUUAAUAAAGAUUGUUGUGCUGUAGAAGUGAACAAAGAAAAAUGCUGUUAAAUCAACUGAUUAAGAGCGAGUCCACGAGCAAAGCAUACCCAUCUCGCAUCGACCUCACCAAUCUGCCUGAAAUUUUCAGGGGUUGUUUGUACAUAUAAAACUAGCAUCUGGCCAAAAUAUGAACAAUCAAGGUCAACGGGAAGUGGGGCAAAUUGGGACACAAAGUUCGAAGGUUCAAAAACGUCAAAAAUCUUAAAAAGGCUAUAACUUAAGCAAAAUUCAAUAUAAUUUCAAAAUUCAAAAUGCAUCUGAAAGGGCUCAAAAAAUGCAACAAAAUGCAGGGUAGAGCGUCCCAAUUGGUUAAAUCUAAAGGGAGUUAUUGGCAUUUUAGUGAAAAAAUAGCAUAAUUUUCAAACUCAAAUAAAAAAGUGUUCCAUCCAGAUAUCAACUCGGUUCGACCUGCAGCUUGUAGGGGACAUCUGGGACUACCAUCUGAGACUGAGAACGCUUUGGGUAAGGCAGUUUAACAUAUUAAACAGACACUUUUACUUUUAGUAAUUUUUUUGGUUGUAAAUUUUUGCUCGGGGGACCCCUUAGAUCCCAUUUUCUAAUGAUAAUUUUAUCAUAUUCGUGUUCCUGAGACAAUUUCACAAUAGAAACAUGCAUAAAAAUGUUUAUUUUGAACCAUUUAAACCCUUUAAAAAAUGAAAGUAAAAAAAAAAUAUGAAGUUGCUUUUUUCUGGUGUCAUCUAGUAUCCUUGGAAACGAGCUUGAUUUUCAAUAAAUGUGAACCGAAGAUUUUUUUUAACUUUUAUUUUUUAAAGGGUUAAAAUGGUUCAAAAUAAACAUUUUUAUGCAUGUUUCUAUUGUGAAAUUGUCUCAGGAACACGAAUAUGAUAAAAUUAUCAUUAGAAAAUGGGAUCUAAGGGGUCCCCCGAGCAAAAAUUUACAACCAAAAAAAUUACUAAAAGUAAAAGUGUCUAUUUAAUAUGUAAAACUGCCUUACCCAAAGCGUUCUCAGUCUCAGAUGGUAGUCCCAGAUGUCCCCUACAAGCUGCAGGUCGAACCGAGUUGAUAUCUGGAUGGAACACUUUUUUAUUUGAGUUUGAAAAUUAUGCUAUUUUUUACUAAAAUGCCAAUAACUCCCUUUAGAUUUGACCAAUCGGGAUGCUCUACCCUGCAUUUUGUUGCAUUUUUUGAGCCCUUUUGGAUGCAUUUUGAAUUUUUAAAUUUAAUUGAAUUUUGCCUAAGUUAUAGCCUUUUUAAGAUUUUUGACGUUUUUAAACCUUUAAACUUUGUGUCCCGAUUUGCCCCACUUCCCGUUGACCUAGAGUGCUCAUAUUUUGGCCAGAUGCUAGUUUUAUAUGAACAAACAACCCCUGAAAAUUUCAGGCAGAUUGGUGAGGUCCAAACGACGUCCCAUACAAAGGGGUAUGCCCUGUUCGUGGACUCGCUCUUAAAUCAUUUGGACAUAAUCGCGAAAAGGCAAAACCUGUACUCAAAAAAUGAUAUGAUAAAAAAUGAUAAGAUUUUUCUUUCCGUUUUUUUCUAAACCCUAAAUCACUUCUGUACAUUGGAAAAGGAAAUUUUGUCGAUGUGCGUAUUUUUGUUGGAAACCCAGAGUGAAAAAAAAAAAGUUAUUACAAGUAGUAGAACUCGUUUGUUACAUUUAUACGGGGAAGCUCAAAGUUCCCAAAGCAAGCAAAAAAUCACGUGCUAAACGACGUAAAAAGAAGAGCAAAAAAACAAUGUAAAAAGUAAUAAAAGACGGUGUAAGAAAUUAUUUAAACGAAAUAAUGAGAAAAAAUGCAGAGCAAAAAAAAAACUAGAUAGACAUAUCAUAAUAACUUGAAAGGUAAAAACUUUAACAAAAAUACUAAAGAAAAAUGCUGCAUGACUUAUAACUUCUAAAAUAUUUA